AUGUUCGGUUUCUUCGGGCGGCCGCGGAAUGAGGACAAGACGCCGCCCAAAAAGAACGCAAACAAUCGACCAGCAGCGGCCACCAAGAAACCGCGAACCGCGGGUGCUGACGUGGCACCGGGAGCAGAAGGCGCUUCGGAUGGAACCGAUGUCGGGAGCGUCUUAGGCGAGUUAGGUAUUGCGGUUGAUGACGGAGUCACCGCGGAGACUCUGCGCGCGCAGGCGAAGGAUCAGCGCGCCAAAGCUUCCGCGAUGCGCGAGGCGGGGCUGUACGCGGGCGCGCAGAAGGCGCUGAAAGCCGCUCGCGAGCUUGAGAAGCGCGCCAAGGACAAGGACGACUCCGCCGCAGUCGCCGCCGCAACCGCCGCCGCAACCGCUGCCGCGCUUGCGGGCGCGUCCCGGGAGGCGGAAGAGAUAGCGCAGGAAGCCAUGGCGCGCGGAAACGCGCUUGGCGCAGCGGCUGGCGCGCGCGGGGCGGGAGGGAAACGCGUAGCGGCAGCGAGAUCUCGCGAGGCGGAAGCGGAGGCUCGAUCCGCGGGUGCGGGGAAAGCGGGCGGGGCGGGUAAGUCCGGAGCUGCAAGCGCAAGAGCAGGGGAGCGCAAGGUCGCGGCAGCGGAAGGCGUGAAGGCGGAGCGGAAGGGGCUAGCGCGGUUGAACGCUGGUGGGGACGACGACGGGGAGAUUAUGGCGCAACUGCGCGAUCUGGGUUGGGCGGAACCAGCGGGGGGAGCUGGCGGCGGGGGCCUUUUGGCCGGACUUGAUGACGUGGACGGGGCGGCGGCGGAGCAGGACGAGGUGAGCGCGGCGCGCGAAGCAGCAGAAGCGCAGGUAUUGGACCUAAAGCGCAAGGCGAGGCAACUUAAGGGGCAGGGGCAGGUUCAAGAGGCGCUGGCGGAACUAAGAAAGGCUAAGAAGCUUGAGAAAGAAAUAGAAGACGGUUCGUUCUUAUUAAACCUAGCGGACGGCGCGGAGGGAGGGCAUGAUGACGAGGAGAAACGGCUGCUCGCCAGUCUCGGGCUGACAAGUGUCGAUGACGUGGCACUAGUGGAGGAGACGGAUUUAAGGAUGGGGGGGAUGGGGAGAGGUGGCGGAGGUAUGGGCGGAAGAGGCGGAGGAGCGGAUCUAGACCUGGCGCAGAUUAUGUCUUUAAUCGCUAAUAUAGGAGACGAGGAGGAGGAGGAGGAGUGGGGAGGAACGGGGAUAGAUGGUGUUUCUGGAGGGGGUGGAGGGGGGAGGAGGGGAGGGCGGGGAGGGGGUGACUAUAUGGGAGGUGCUUAUGAUGAUGGGGAGUGUAUGGAUGAACUGAAGGCACUUGGGUGGGAAUCAGAUGAGGAAGGGGAUGAGGGAGAGGGAGGAGGAGAAGGAGAGAAGGGAGGGGAGGAGGAAGAAGAGGAGGUGGAUGUAGCAGCAAUGCACGCAGAGGCGUUGGAUUGGAAGAGGAAAGCGGUGGGCUUUAAGAGAGAGGGGCGGAUGGGAGAGGCGAUGGAGGCUUUAAGGCGCGCCAAGGGCCUAGAGGCGUGGAUAGAGGCGGCUAUCAUGCUGGGCGCGGGAGGGGAUUCCAUGGGCCGUGAUUCUUCUAUGGGGCGUGGUGGUGCUGCUUCUGCUGCAGCAACGGAGGAUGAUCCGGACAUGCUUGCUGCUCUCGCUGCUGCUGGGUGGGUGAGAGAAGAGUCAAGCAAAGCAGAGGAGGAAGAAGGGAAAGAGGCGGCAGAGGUGGAAGCAAGUCCUGCCGCCCAGGAGCCAGAAACUGCCGAGGAACUUGAGGCGGCGGCGCGGGAGUGCAAGCUGGCUGCUGUGGGGCUGAAGCGGGACGGGAGGCUCGGAGAGGCCUUGGAUCAGCUGAAACGAUCCAAAGAGCUGCAGGCUCGGGCAGACCAGGCUCGGGAGGAACAGGCUCGGGUGGAACCGGCUGGGGUGGAACAGGCUUGGAAUGAAAAGCCUGAGGAACAAAAAGUGGUAGCAGCAGGAGCACCAGCAACAACAAGAGCAGCAGCAGCAGCAGCAGCAGCAGCAGCAGCAGUGCCGGCAGCAUUAGCAGAUAUGGAUGAGGGAAUACGAGCAAUUCUCAUGGGUGGUGAUGAUGAUGAUGAGGAAGUGGAUGUUGGUGGGGAUGGUGAUGGGGAUGAGGACGAGGAUGAUCCGGACAUGCUUGCUGCUCUCGCUGCUGCUGGGUGGGUGGGAGAAGAGGCGCGGGAAGCAGGGAAGGAAAAGGAGGAGGCUGCAGAGGAGGAAGCAGCAGAGUCAUUACAUGAAGAGAAGGAGGGGGGAGAAGGCAGGGGAGAUGGAAGGAGAGGAGGAGAUAGGACAGAUGAAAAAGGAGAAGGUUUGCAAAAUGAACAAGGGGAGGAGAAAGUGGAGACAAGCCCUGCCGCCCAGGAGCCGGAAACUGCCGAGGAACUUGAGGCGGCGGCGCGGGAGUGCAAGCUGGCUGCUGUGGGGCUGAAGCGGGAAGGGAGGCUCGGGGAGGCCUUGGAUCAGCUGAAACGAGCCAAAGAACUGCAGGCUCGGGCAGACCAGGCUCGGGUGGAACAGGCUCGGAAUGGAAAGUCUGAGGAAGAAAAUAUCGGAAACUGUGAGAGGACUAGAGAGGUCGUUGGUAGUGGCAGCGGCGUUAGUGGUGGUGGUGGUGCUUCUGCUGCUGCUGAUGAUGCUGGUGGCAGCGGCGGUGGUGGUGGUGGUGACACGAGUCAGUUGGGUGCAGGAGUGGAUAAUGGAAAGCCCAGUUUUGAUGGUGCUAUUGGUGGUACGUUUGGUGGUGCAGAUACGAGCCAGUUGGGAGCUGCAGUGAUUGCUACUAGCAUGGCGCCUGCUGUUGCUGCAUUGCUUGCUGCCAUGCAACAGCAACAGCAGCAGCAGCAGCAGCAGCAGCAGCAGCAGCAGCAGCAGCAGGGAGAACAGGAGCUGUUGAUAGGAACAUCAAGAAGCAGGGAAGUAUCACAGAGUGCAGUUGACACAGCUGAUGCAGUUAAUGAAGUUCUUGCACCUGAUGCAUUCAAGCCCUCUGCAGCAGCAGGAUCAAUGCGCAGCACAGCAGCAGCAGCUACGGAAUCAGCAAGAGAAACAGCCGCAACAGCCGCAACAGCCGCAACAGCAGCAACAGCCGCAACAGCAGCAGCAACAGCAGCAACAGCAGCAACAGCAGCCACAGCAGCAACAGCAGCCACGGGAACUGCACAAAAGGAUGGAGAAGGAAGCGAGGGAGGGGAGAGCAGCAGGGAAGAGAUGGAGGCUGAAUUGCAGGCGUGCAGGAGAAGGGCGGUGGGUUUCAAGAGGGAGGGUAAGCUGGGGGAGGCAUUAUCUGAGCUCAAGAAGGCAAAGGCACUAGAGAAACAGCUGGCAGAGACAGGUGGUGGCAGCGGUGGUAACAGUGAUAACAACAGCAGUAACAGUGGGUUCAGCUGUAACACUGGCCGUAGCACUGCUGCCAGUGCUCCUGCUGCUGCUUCUCCUGCUGCUCCUCCUCCUCCUGCAGCUGCUGCUGCUGCUGCUGCUGCUGCUGCUGCUCCCAAGCCCUUGAAACCUACAGCACCCCAGAGACGACCCGCCCCUCUUCCUCCUCCCUCCUUCAUGUCCUUUGGUCUAGAGGAUGAUGAUGAUGAUGAUAUGGGUAUAUUCGACGAUGCUCUCAUGGCGAACCUCCGUAGCCUCGGACUCGCCGGACCUGCUCCAGGCGGCCGCCAGACCAGCCAGCCUGCUUCGGCCAAACCUGCUCCGGUCAAACCCGCUCCAGCCAAACCUGCGCCUGCUGCCAAGUCAGGUGGUGGGGUGAGUGGGAGUGGGAGUGGGAGUGGGAGUGGGAGUGCGGGUGGGGUUGUGAGUGGGGGAGAAUUACAGUCGCUGGAGCAGCAGGUGAUGGAGCAGAAGAGGCGGGCCGUUGAGCUGAAGAGAGCUGGAGACACGGCGGGGGCCUUGGCUGCUCUCAAGCUCGCCAAACAGCUGCAGGCACAGAUGGGUUGA
This is a messenger RNA of Closterium sp. Naga37s-1, 3957 nucleotides long. NCBI's taxonomy places the organism in Eukaryota, Viridiplantae, Streptophyta, Zygnematophyceae, Desmidiales, Closteriaceae. The record is from the annotation of a GenBank genome assembly.